CCAUGGUCUCCCUGGACGAAGAAACCAUUGAUGACAUCCUCUACUUUGCGCGCGCAAACGAAGCGUCUGAGCUCUCCACCCUCCUCACUGACCUCGCCACAACGACCAAAGCCUCCCAAGCCGAUAUAUUAGCUGCUGUUAUUGAUUCGAACUCAAAGAAUAGUCCUCUGCAUUAUGCGGCUGGAAAUGGACAUGAUGAAAUCGUUAAAAUCCUCCUCUCCACCCCCUCGCCUAUCCUCAACGCUACAAAUGAGUCUGGAAACACAGCAUUACACUGGGCAUCCUUAAACGGGCAUCUCCCGAGUGUCAAGUUACUCGUUGAAGCAGGCGCCGACGUGACGAUCAUCAACAGCGCAGGGCAUGACGCGGUGUUCGAGGCGGAGAUCAAUGAUAAGAAUGACGUUGUGGACUGGUUGCUGGGGGCUGUAGAGGCGCUGGAGAAGGGCGUUGGAGGAGCUGGGGACGGAGAGAUAAGACUUUCUGCUGGGAAUGUCGAGGAGAGUGGAAACGUGGAUGUGAACGGAGAUGACAGGGAGAAGGAUACUGAGGAGGUUAGAAAAGGGGUGGAGGGCAUGAAUACAGGAAGUGGGGAUCCAAAAGAUGGUUGAGUCAAAAAGAGAGGUUGACUAUGGGUUCAUGAUAGGUUGCUGGCAUUCCUCCCAGUUAGGCUGGUCGAGUGACUGCUCGAACACGAUGAGAUAGGCGCAAGAAUCAUCAUCAUCGGGGGAGGGAUUACUUGUGAGGUGUACGAUGAUCGGAGGAGCGAAGAACCCAUUGCUGGGGAGUCAAGACGUGUGGAAGAUCGAUAGUAUUUGCAUGACUGCGGUGCAGAAGGACUAUCCUGGCCUUUCAACAAGGUUUGAAAGUGGCGGAAGCUCUUUCUUGCCAGGAUUGUCAUGGUCAUCUACAUGAGUAGCCUUUGAUAGACGGAUAGGCUGUCGUGCAAAUGUCGAUCAUGUUGCAAAAAGAAUCGGACAACUGUUACACGUGGUUCCUCCGUGAUUGCUUUCAUCCAGGACCAAAAUCCAGAAAUUGAUGCCACACCCUACCUUGAACGCCAUACAUGUUACAUAUUUAUGU
This is a messenger RNA of Dothidotthia symphoricarpi CBS 119687, 1080 nucleotides long. RefSeq names its product ankyrin. The annotation marks the transcript as partial. The record is from RefSeq and is a predicted model, not a curated record. Lineage: Eukaryota; Fungi; Ascomycota; Dothideomycetes; Pleosporales; Dothidotthiaceae. The transcript is spliced from 2 exons. Gene Ontology annotation, molecular function: protein binding.